Drosophila kikkawai is the source of this 991-nucleotide messenger RNA. Its product is annotated as UPAR/Ly6 domain-containing protein crok. Lineage: Eukaryota; Metazoa; Arthropoda; Insecta; Diptera; Drosophilidae. Gene Ontology annotation, biological process: regulation of synaptic transmission, cholinergic; sleep; positive regulation of voltage-gated potassium channel activity. The record is from RefSeq and is a predicted model, not a curated record.
UUCGUUGGUACUUUUGUCGAGUGCGGCUGCUGCCUUCGCUUAGUCGUUUGCCGUUUGUCAACCGUUUGCCAGCGUUUGUGCCGUGUGCGCCGAAAGCGAGUCCAAGCUCUUUGCAAGGGGAAUACUAUUCCAGAGGAGAUAACACCCAAUCUGUGACAAGAAUCUCUCGAAAUCGAGGCGAAAAAAAGCAACGAAUUAAACACAGAAACCUAGUGCUUAGAGUGCAUCUAAAUAAAAUAAUUAAAACUAAAAGUAAAAUGCAGAACAUCUAUGUGAUUAGUGCGCUGAUUUUGGCCAUUGCCGUGCAGCAAGGCUAUGCCAUAAAAUGCUUUGUCUGCAACAGCCACAAAGAUGCCAAUUGUGCGCUGGACAUACCGCCGGACAACUUGUUGAAGGACUGCGAUGAGCAGUACUCGUCCCGCGGCAAGGGCAUACCCACCUACUGCCGCAAGAUCACACAGAUCAUUGAGUUCUCCGUGAACAGCCUGCCCCCAGAUAGCCGUGUGAUAAGGACCUGUGGCUACCAGAACCAGACCUCCACCAGCUAUUGCUAUCAGCGUGCUGGCUUUGGUGGUCGCCAGGUGGUCUGCUCCUGCGACACGGACAAUUGCAAUGGCGCCGGAGCGUUGGGCGUCUCCUCCACAGCAAUGGUAGCAAUGGUGGCAGUGGGACUCCUACUGGGCGCCCGCCAGUGGCUGCAGCGUUAAGUGGGGCACCGAGGGAGAGAGCGCCCACCUCAGUUGUUUUAUUUUUUACUUUGUUUUUAUCGAAUGCAUCCACCCAGUUUUUUUGUUGUUACGUAUUGCUACCACUUCUGUGACUUCUUCACUUUCACCCGCUUAUUGGCCCCAUCAACAAGGUCCACUCGAUGAGCUGCUCCAGAGACUGCUCUGGGACCAGCUUGAUUUUGUAACAAUUUUUUCAAUGGAGAACCGUAAAAGCUUUAUACAAAGUAUUAAAAAUAAAAAACAAACCGAAUAAUUCCCUUAAA